Entrophospora candida is the source of this 3507-nucleotide messenger RNA. Lineage: Eukaryota; Fungi; Glomeromycota; Glomeromycetes; Entrophosporales; Entrophosporaceae. The record is from the annotation of a GenBank genome assembly.
AUGUCAAAUUUAGUAACUAAGAUUGAAGCUGAAGAAAAUGAACAAAAAACAAAAGUCUUGGAAGUAUUAUCUCAAAUUGCAGAUGAAUAUAUUAUUGUUCAAGGUUUGAAAGUGUUCAAGGCAUUAAAUAUGGAAAGAGAACUCCAUCUGGAUUACACUCGUGAGAAGAUUGAAGAGAAUAUUAUUAAAUUAAAAUACAAGCUUGAGGCAAAAGUUGAUAUAGAUCUUUACAGUUUGCUCAGGCAAGCUCUCAAAAAUAUAAAUUCUUCCGAACUUACAUGGUGGGACCCCAAAGCAAGUAUGGUUCUUGGUGAUAAUUUGGGUAUAAGAGAAAAAUAUGAAAGUCCUCCAGAAGAAUUGGUUCAGAAGUAUAUAAAUAUAGCCACUCCACCUAACACACAAAAGAGUACUUGUCAAUGGUUCUCCAGAUUCGAAGAAUUUAUUAAAGACACACAACUUACUAUUGAUUUGAUGAAAAUUCAUGAUGAUAAAAGAGUUAUUGCAUCAUUAUUGUGUCAGUUUAUUGAUGUAGUUAGAACUAGAGAAAACAAGGAAUACAUGGCUAAUUCAUUAUAUAAUGGGAUCUGUGCUAUCAACCAUUAUUUCCAAGCAUUAUUAAAAUAUAAAACACCAUUCAAUAUUCAUGAAGAUUUUGAAUUUGGUGCUGUAAGAGAUGUUUUGCAUUCAAGAAUGAUAGAGUUGGAAGAACUUGCUGGUGGUAAUUACAACGGUGCAGAUCCUUUGUCUGAUGAGGAGAUGGUCAAGAUCUUUGAUCAUACAAUGGUAUCAUCAAAUUCACCUGAAGGACUACUCAGAAGGGUAUUUUUGUGGAUUGGUUGUUGUACUGCACAACAUGGUGGAUAUUAUCAUAAAAAUAAUUCAAAUAAACAUCCAACCAAUAUAAUACCUCCAGAUGAAACAGGUGAAAUAGAAAUUAAUGAUGGUAAAUGGUACUUAAAUAAGCAUCUUGGCAGGGAUAGUUUAAACUCAAUGUUAAAGGAAAUUGGUUUUUUUGGUCCAAACUCAUUAACCUCAAAAGAUAUUGAAUGGAAAUUCCCACUUGUCCUUAAUACUAUGCCAGCUACUAUUAACAUCAACCCUAGAGCAAAUUUAUUGAGAAGAAAGUCUGGUUCACGAAAAAUUGUAAAGAAUUCAAAGAAAUUUGAUUUGAAAGAUUUAGCGGAAAGUGUCUCGAUAGAGGGUACCGCAUUAAUAGUUGAAAGAUGUGUUAACCAAAUUAGUUUAAGAGAAGGAGGAGACGAGACAAAAUAUUUACUACAUUGUUUAUUACAUGGUAAUCAAACUGAAUUUGAAGAUGAAAUACAAACACAAAGCAUUCAUAAUGUUGUAGCAGCAAUGAAAUGGACACUUCGACAUUGUUCAGUAACAAUAGUUCCAUACUAUUACUACGAAGAAUUAAAUCAAGAAAUAGUAUUGCAAUUAUUUGAUAUAUGUGCAAAAGUAACAAUUGAAUCAGAGACAAAUAAAAUGUCAGCUCAUAAGAUAGUCAAGUCGUUGGCAUUGAGUUUGUUGGGGGAUCAGAAAAGGAUUUUUGGAAGUUUUGAUGAAGCGUAUACUGAAUGGACAAAAUGUUCUAAUGCUUGUUUACACUUGUUUUUGGCGUAUCUAAGAGAGAAAUCUUUAGAGUGUGAAUUACAUCCUAAACUAUCAAUUUUAUUAGAAAAUUAUGUUGAAAAUAGAAAGAAAUCAGUAAGUACUUUGAGAUUUGUUGAUAAUAAUAAUAUUAGCGGAAGUGAUGGCGAUAAUGACGAAAAUAAUAAAAUAAUAAAUAAGCAAUCAUCACCUACAGCAUCUGGUAGAAAAAAAUCUGUUGUACACUUUGCAAAAGAUUAUAGACCAAUCAGUGUGUUGAGAGUGACUAGAUCAAUACCACCUAAAAAAGAGGAACCCCUUCCUCCUUCAACAAACCAUAUGAUGGUGAGUAUAAUAUUACCAGAAGUUAUGGAUAAUCUAAAAAGACGUACGAUAGUAAGGCCAAGUGAAUUGAUGUCUAAAGAUGAACAACGUACGGCUGAACAAAUGUGGGAAGAAUUUCAAAGUCAUGGAAUAGCAGCUAUCUCUGACGAGUUCUUGAAAAUAUUUGUUUCGUUAGACGAACGAGCAAUUAAUAAUCUUCAUAAUUAUAAUCACAGCAAUAAUAUAGACAUAUUCAAAACACCAAUUGAAAAAAAUUGGUGGGAUUUUUCUAGGAAAGGGUUUAAAAGUUUUUAUUUGGAACCUCCUGUACCCAAAUCACCAACGUCACCGACACCAUCAACUUCACCAAAAACUGUUGCAUGGGAAGAUUUUAGCGAGAAAGGAUUUGGUGAUCCGUUGGAUAAUGUUCUGGAAGUGUUAACAAUAAGCUCACCAACCUUAAAAUCACCAACGAUCAUGACAAAUUCAGAUACAUUAAUUGCCGAUGAUGAUAAUGAUAUCCGCGGUAUUGAAAAGUCAUAUAACGGUAAAUUUAAUAACAAGAAAUCAUUGCUGCCUAAAUUUCGCGCGUUAAAGAAAAGAUCAUCAUAUAGCAAAUCUAUUUCAAAGAUAGAUGAACUUGAAAAGGUUGUAGAGGAGGAGGAGGAUUGGGAGGAUUGGUAUAUUAUAGAUGCUGAGGAAGACUUCCCGGUGACCACACAUUUGGCCAUUGAAUCGAUUGAUGAAAUAUUUCCAUAUGUCUGGAUUGAAGCGAUUGACGAUGAGGCGAAGGAUGGGGAGGAGAAUAGAUGGGGAGAAUGGAUUUUUGUUGAGCCAAAGAAAGGUUUGGUGCAAGAGUGUGAGUGGAUAAUGAUUGAAGAGAAGGAGCAGGAUAUCAAGGCGUGGAAACAAUCACGUCGUAACUACAGGAAUCGUAAAACUGGUACAUUUAGUAGUUUUACAUUAUUAGGCGGUGCUAAUAAAACUGGUGUUGGCAUUGAUGUCAGUAAUGGUGGUGAAAAUAGACGACUUACAUAUUAUGAAGAUGAUAACGGUAAACGAAGAAAAAAACGACUUUCCAAAAAGAUUAUAAGUCCACCGAUUCCAUUAGAUUAUAACACUUCACGAUGGUCAAGAAAAAUUGAAAAUGAUGAAAUUAUUAAUAUGAAUAAUGAUAACGACGAGACUUACAAUAAUGAUGGUGAUGGCAAUUAUAAUCAUGAUGAUAAUAUAUUUCCUACUCGAUAUGAAUCAACAGGAAAAUAUAGUAAUGAGGAAGAAGAAAUUGAUUAUAAUAAUAAUCGAGGAAGUAGUUAUCAAAGAACUUUAAGUGGUGGUGGCGAAGGGUUAGAAAAUUUUGGAAGUGAUUAUUAUCACAAAACAACAAAUGAUGAUGGUGAUGAUUAUAAUCAAGAGACAUCAUAUGGAAAAAGAGAUUCUGAUGAUUUGGGUGAUCAUUAUGGGGAAAAUUUAGGAAAUAAUUAUCAAGAUAGUAAUUAUCAAGAAAAUUAUCAGGAAGGUUAUCGACAAAAAGAUGAUGUUGGUGAAUAUAGCGAAGAUUUAAAUAAUAAUAAUGAAAAUAUUUUCUAG